Molecule: messenger RNA, 501 nt
Organism: Mucor mucedo
Lineage: Eukaryota; Fungi; Mucoromycota; Mucoromycetes; Mucorales; Mucoraceae
Exons: 7
Coding region: 1-501 (166 amino acids)
Source: RefSeq, a predicted model, not a curated record
AUGACUGAUAAAAGCUGUAUGGGAAACAUGUCGAUAUCGUAUAAGAAAACAGCUUUAUGUGUAAAGGAGGAAUCUAGUGAUGGGACAGGGUUCUUUAGGUCUGUGUCCUUUAUUAUGACCAAGAGGGAUCUCUUUAUAUUAGGUGUGCCUGUCUACAUAGACAAGCCAAAUGACUUGAUGACUCGUGUAUACAACACCAGCAACCUUUUGUAUUAUACCUGUGAAGAAGCAGCAAAAGCAAAACUCAAAGCAUACAGUAACAUCAACAACGGUUUGAAAAUUGGAAUAGGUUUCGAAUCAUCAAAAAAAAAUACGCUAACACUAUUUCGUUUCAAGCGGAAAGAAAUUGGAAAAAAGGACACUUUAAUUAUUCCUAGAAUUGUUAUCAUUAAUGCUAGGGGCAUUUUGAAAAAUUCAGCGCACCGUUUAACCCAAUACGAAAAUCUUAUCACAAUGUUUGAUGAUAUAGCUUUGAUAAUGAUUACGGAUCUACACCAAUGA